UAUGACCACUCUGGGAGACCCCCAGGAUUAAAUGAUUCACGGAGAGGUCCCCUCACUGAGACCCCCUCAGCCGCGUCCUCCCCUUUGCUGCCUCCCACGCCCCUCCCAGGCUCUCCCCCACCUUCCCGGGGCCCUGGCGGGAGAAGAGGACACAGGGCAGCCUGUUCAGGCCCAGGAGACAGAGGGCGCCUCUGUCCACCCCUGGCCCCUCGCCCCUGCUGGGUGUCUGUCCGCGAAGGGGUGGAGCUGGCGGGGAGGGGGGCCGCGGGGGAAGGACAGAAGACAGGUCUCCCCACACAGCGCUGGAAGCCACAUUUGCAGACUCGUCUGUCUGUCCAGAACCUGCUCCCACUCAGGUCCAGGCUGACAGGUGUGGGUAGGUGAGCUGCACAAUGGGCUCAGAGCUGGAAACCGCGAUGGAGACUCUCAUCAAUGUGUUCCACGCCCACUCAGGCAAGGAGGGAGACAAGUACAAGCUGAGCAAGAAGGAGCUAAAAGAGCUGCUGCAGACUGAGCUCUCGGGCUUCCUGGACGCCCAGAAGGAUGCAGAUGCUGUGGACAAGGUGAUGAAAGAGCUAGACGAUAAUGGAGAUGGGGAGGUGGACUUCCAGGAGUAUGUUGUGCUGGUGGCUGCUCUCACAGUGGCCUGUAACAACUUCUUCUGGGAGAACAGUUGAGCAGACAGCCCCCAGUUGGGCAGCGCCCUGCCCCUUCACCCUGCUUCCCCCCACCCCACUUUUCCCUCCUUCCUCUCCUACCCUCGUCCACCCUCCACCAAGGGCGCAAGAGUAGCAGGCCAGGCCUGCAACUCAUCUUUCAUUAAAGGCUCUUCUCUCGCCA
Suricata suricatta (meerkat) is the source of this 840-nucleotide messenger RNA. It is a transcript of the gene S100A1, whose product is annotated as S100 calcium binding protein A1. The record is from RefSeq and is a predicted model, not a curated record. Gene Ontology annotation, molecular function: S100 protein binding; calcium ion binding. Gene Ontology annotation, biological process: regulation of heart contraction. The transcript has 3 exons. The coding region runs from base 393 to 677 and encodes 94 amino acids. Lineage: Eukaryota; Metazoa; Chordata; Mammalia; Carnivora; Herpestidae. Gene Ontology annotation, cellular component: sarcoplasmic reticulum.